UCUCUAUCUCUUUCAAAUAUGGUAUCGGUAGUUUGAACUUUUAAAAGAGGAAAACAAAAGAAAGCUUCGAAAAAUCUCACACCAACCGCUCCUAUUUACUGCUUCUUCUCUCCGAGAAAGAAUGAGCGUGGUAGGGAGACAGAUGGCGAGAUCUAAUUCGACGGCGCAUCAUCAACGGCAAUACUCCGAUAACUUUCUCGACGCGUCGUUUAACAGCAAAUGGCUUCAGUCCUCCAAUUUCCCUUCUUCUCAGGAUUUCUGUAACUAUGGCGGGGGAAGAAUGAGCAGGAAGUCGCCGGAGCCGGGGACACCGCCGGUUUGUUCGAGGUCGUCCAGCUUGCGGAAGAACAGCGAUGAAUACGUCUCGCCCAAUGAGCUCAGCCCCGGCUUACUGGAUCUGCAUUCAUUUGAUACUGAGCUGCUUCCCGAGUUGCAGGUUCCUAACCUAUAUGAAGGAUACGGGCUUCAGAAACUUGUUCGUGGUAAAAGUUUUGAUGAUUCUGAACAGUAUCUAGCUACCAACAAACUUUUGAACAGGCCACGUGGAAUGGCUGAGAAUAACCUUCUCAAAAGCAUCUCAGUAGAUAAAGAGAGAGCCAACAAUGUUGCCAAGAUUAAAGUUGUGGUGCGCAAGAGACCAUUGAACAAAAAGGAAAUAGCAAAGAAAGAAGAAGAUAUUAUUACUAUAGAGUCAAAUUCGAAUGCGCUCACAGUUCAUGAAAAAAAACUAAAGGUUGACCUGACAGAAUAUGUUGAGAAGCAUGAGUUUCUUUUUGAUGCUGUACUGAAUGAAGAUGUUAGCAAUGAGGAAGUGUACUCUGAGACUGUGGAGCCGAUAGUCCCACUAAUUUUCAAUCGAACAAAAGCAACUUGUUUUGCUUAUGGGCAAACCGGAAGUGGAAAGACUUAUACAAUGCAGCCACUGCCUCUAAAAGCAUCUCAAGAUAUAUUGAGAUUAAUGUGCCAUACAUAUCGGAACCAAGGUUUCCAACUGUUUGUCAGUUUCUUUGAGAUAUAUGGAGGGAAAGUUUUUGAUCUCCUCAAUGAUCGAAAAAAGCUUUGCAUGAGAGAAGAUGGUAAACAACAAGUAUGUAUUGUGGGUCUGCAAGAGUACAAGGUAUUAGAUGUUGAGACAAUCAAGGAGUUGAUUGAGAGAGGAAAUGCAACAAGAAGCACUGGCACUACCGGAGCAAAUGAGGAAUCCUCACGGUCACAUGCUAUUCUUCAGCUUGCUAUCAAGAGAUCGUCUGAUGGCAGUGAAAUGAAGCCUGCAAGACUUGUAGGGAAGCUUUCUUUUAUAGAUCUUGCUGGAAGUGAGCGUGGUGCAGAUACAACUGACAAUGACAAACAGACGAGAAUGGAAGGUGCUGAAAUUAAUAAAAGUUUACUUGCUUUAAAAGAAUGCAUAAGAGCUCUUGACAAUGACCAGGGUCACAUCCCUUUCAGGGGAAGUAAGCUAACUGAAGUUCUUAGAGAUUCAUUUGUUGGUGACUCACGUACUGUUAUGAUAUCUUGUAUUUCGCCAAGCUCGGGAUCAUGUGAACAUACCCUGAAUACACUCAGAUAUGCUGAUAGGGUGAAGAGCCUAUCAAAAGGGAACAACUCCAAGAAGGAUACGCUAUCUUCAUCUUCAAAUCUUAGGGAGUCAACUGCAUUGCCCUUGGCUUCAGCUUUACCAACUGAGACAUUUGAGGAUAACAUAACUGAUGUUCCGUAUGAAAAGAACAAAUUUGGGUGGUCCAAACAGAUUGAAAGAGAUACAUCUCCUCCUUUUAAAGUGGAUCGUGUUCCUAGUGAGAGGGCAGAAGGAAAUGUGGCUGUACCAUAUUCAGAUUAUAACAAGGGUCAGAGAGGCGGUCUAAAUGGCUUGACUGAGGAUGAUUUUGAUUACACUGAGGAGACAUAUGAGCAACAAAAGAUGCUGCGGAAAAUGAAUAGGAAGGCACAGACCUACCAAAUGCCGGCUUUGGAGGAGAAGUGGAAGACUGAUGCUCUGACAAAGCUCGUGGAUCCUUCAACUUUUGAUGAUAACCAUUCUCAUUCAGAUGAUGAUCUGAAUACCCUGUUGAAGGAAGAGGAAGAUCUUGUAUCUGCUCACCGAAGACAAGUGGAGGACACAAUAGAGAUUGUUAGGGAGGAAAUGAAUCUGCUUGUUGAAGCUGACCAACCAGGCAAUCAGCUGGAUAAUUAUGUCUCUAAAUUAAAUUCCAUUCUUUCACAGAAGGCUGCAGGAAUUCUGCAACUGCAGACCCGCUUGGCUCAGUUCCAAAAACGUUUAAACGAGUAUAAUGUCUUAGUAUCUUCUGGCAAUUGAUUUAAACCUGCAAAGGGCUUGUGAAACCCACAGCUAUAGGGUGGAGUUUUGCCCGGGACUGAUAGGGUGUGGAUUUGGACCGGCAUUUUAUUUGAUGAUUUCUUCCUUGAUGGUGAGGCAGUUGAUGACCCGCCAACUGUUAGCUGGUUACGGAAUGACAGUACCUAUUAGAGUGGUUGGUGAGAGUGGAAUCUUGUUUCUUCCUCCAUUUUUGUUGCUUCAAGUAACUACUGUGACUUUUGAGUUAAUAUCACACUGCAUAGAAAAUAUAUUAUAAAUAUGUAUGCUCCUCCCUUAUUUAAUGUUAUUAUUAAUAAUAAAAACACCUUGUUUUGUGCUU
Molecule: messenger RNA, 2654 nt
Organism: Theobroma cacao (cacao)
Lineage: Eukaryota; Viridiplantae; Streptophyta; Magnoliopsida; Malvales; Malvaceae
Product: kinesin-like protein KIN-13B
Biological process (GO): microtubule depolymerization; microtubule-based movement
Cellular component (GO): microtubule
Molecular function (GO): ATP binding; microtubule binding; microtubule motor activity
Source: RefSeq, a predicted model, not a curated record